AUUCUGCGAAAGAAAGGUGAAGGCUCUGAGUUCCGUGGCUUUCUUUGAUAACUUCAAAAAUUUCGGUCAUUAGACGAUAUUGCAAAUAGAACUCUGGUGUUUUUAUGCUUAAUCUUUGAGAACUUAUAAAAAUGACCGCAGUGAAAUAAUAAAUUAAUCCUCCUGACAAUAGAAAAUCAAAGCAACAUCUGAAAGUUUGCACUCUUAGAUGAGCAUGGGAUCUGUAGGAGUGUCCCGAAUCAAGAAGAUCGGCCGAAGUUUGGGCAACAACGUGGCAAGGGCUGGGGCAGGAGUCGCGGCUCGACUGAGAGCUCCUUUCCACGUUGUCCUCGUGGGAUUGGAUGGAUCAGGCAAAACUACGACGCUGUUACGUCUCCGUUACGGAAGAUAUGUUAACACAACGCCGACCGUAGCCUUCAAUUGCGAGAAAAUUCGAUGUGGUGGAAGCUCGUGGCUUGUCUGGGACGUAGGCGGCAGCGAACGUCUCCGGCCGCUGUGGCGACCGUACACCCGUGCGACAGACGCUCUCAUAUUCGUUGUUGAUGCUUGUAGCAACGCUGAUCGACUUGAGGAAGCACGACUGGAGCUCCAAAGAUUGUUGAAACAACAGGCGGCCCAGUGUGGAGUAUUGGGGAUCAGUAAGCCACCUUUACUGCUACUAGCAAAUAAACAGGAUCUUCCUGCUGCUAAAUCCCUCAACGUUUUGACUCACACGCUCGGAUUGGAUGACAUCAAGGACCAGCAUCCAUGGGUGGCGGCAUCCGCGUGUGCAGUUACUGGGGAAGGUCUUGAGCAAGCUUACUCUGCUCUCAGAAAACUGCUCCUUGUGAGCAGACAGAAGAAUAAAAGUAGGAAGUAAUAAUUAUUCGGCUGUUUUAAAUGCAUUUUAGUAUGUUUUAAUUUGUCGCUUUUAAAUGCAUUUUAGUAUGUUUUAAUUUGUCGCUAUCAGAGGGCGAGGAGCCGGCACUAACUACAUUAAUUUGAGCUUUCGUUGCUGCGAGGAAACAUCUGCUGAAAAACAUGAGGGCAAAGCAGUUGACUGAUUUAUUGUACUGCUGUCAGCUAUGUAUGUAGUCAAGAUCAUCCAUAGCUUUGUGUUGCUAUCAAGCGAGAUCCAAGUGAGUUGCGUGUGUUGGGAAUGAGAUGUGAAAAAAGCGUCAAAUAAUCCUUUCUGUGUGUUAUUAUUGAUUAGUGCACAACGUCCAUGCUAUCACAAAUUUCGUUUAUUUCUCUAAUAUAAUUAGUUGGUUAUUUUAAAAGAACUAUCCGAGAAGUCUCAUUACUGUUGAAUAAAAUGAAAAAUAGUUGACUUAUGAAUGGUUGUUUUUAAGGGAAUGAAGGCCUUUUGGCCUUAAAUUACCUAUGAUACCACGUAAUCUCUUACUAUUCUUCUUAUUAUGGAUAUGUACAAAACUCCUUAAUGUAAAAGAAAUCUUACUCUACUCAUCAGACAUUACUGCUAUGACUAAACAUCUAUAAAGUAUUAUUUGAACCCAUUCUUAAAGCUCGCGCUCCAUUUUACCAAAUUUUUCUCAUUUUACUCAUUUAUUAUCCCCAUAAAUUGUUACGGGAUUUAUGUCUACGUUACACAACCGCAACCUACAGCUACUAUUGUGGAGAAUUACAUCGUCGUAGAAUUUUGUGGUGAGCUGUGGGUCUAAAGGUCGGGUCGUUGGUGGCUGGGAAAGUCUGGCUGCAGCUGCCAAGCCUACGGAUUAUAAUUCAAAUCGUCAAAACAUGUGUUAUGAGAUGAGGAAAAAGGCGAUUCUUUUUGUUAAGUAGCAGCUUCCUUGUAAAAAUUACGUUUGUCAAAUCGGGAGCCACUGGAGGCCAGCAGCCGGUCAACUCAAUAAUAUUAAAAAGACAAUUAUUGCCUGUGAUGAUGCCUAAUCCAGAAGGUAUUUUGAUCUUUUUCAUUCCCGUAAAUAUUUUAUUUCGUUCUGGUUAAUGUACUGGCGCAGGAUCAGCAAGCACCAAAUACUCUUCAUCAGUUCCUAAAGUAAAGGCCAGUAAUCGAAGACCAUUUUUUAUGAACACACUUUCACACAACUUUCGGUCGAAAUAUUAUAAUUAUUGGGUAAUGUCUUGUGUUUGUUAAAAUUUCUUCUUCAGGGCUGCUUUAUUAGAACAAUAAAGGUUUUUGUAUUAUUUUCAUUAGUUGGUCACGAAACAUAUACGUUAUAGUUGUGUCCCACAACAGGAUACUCCCACUUAUGCGCCGCAUGUUCAUGAACUUGAUCCCACGUAAUCUGAUCAUGGCAAUCUGGGACGACCAUUGACCUUCCUCCUGUUACCUGCCGAUAAUUUAAAAUAAGGCAUUUCAGAUUGUACAGAUGUUUAUCGAAAACGGCUAAAGGCUGCCCCUUGAAUUUGUGCUAGAUUUCUCCAUCAGUUCACUUUUUGUAAACCGGUUCAGUCACAUCCAGUUCAUCUUGUUCCAAAUGUUACAUUUUAUUUGUGCUGCCAUCAUUUAUUAUUCCUCACCUUUAUUCGAUUUGUUAGCUUACGUGAAGUUAUGUGAAAUCUUUCUUCUUGAAAUUUCAUAAUUAGAUAUUUUUGAUGAAAGUUUGCGAUUAUGGUAAAGGCUCCUCGUCUUAUAGAAUCAUUUGCUACCUCAAAUUGUGCGUAGAAAAAGUAUGAUUUUGGCCUAUGCUUAUUUUGUGCAUAGGUUGUUAACUUUUUUGUGACUUCAAUGGAUACAACCUGUCGUAAAUUAAACAAGUAAUUGGUGUAAGGACUUGGCUUGGUGAAAAGAUGAGGUAUCCUAGACGGUUUAAACAAAUUGCUUCACUUACAGUCGCUGUUCGACCUAUUAAACCUUUAUUACUUAAUUGAUAGCGCAUUCUAUGAUAAGUUUACUUAUUAUUAAUUAUUUAUUGUCAGGUUUUAUUCUCUAUUUUCAAAUUCAUCAUGUUAUAUUUUUGAUUAUUGAAGUCCGUAUUUGAGUAUUAUUUCGAUUAAAGUACUUUGUAUAGAUAUUGUGCAUUAUAUACCUUGCCGUCACCCAAGUUGUUGACGAAAGCAAAUUAAUACGGUUUUUCUUUACAAUGUAUACUUUUCACCUGCAUUUUAUGGAAGAAUGUUCAUAGUUCAUUUUCUUCGCGUCGCCAAAUGACUAUUUUUUUUACUAUGCAGCUGCUAGCAAAUAUACUUCUUGUGAUCCUGUCAUCUAUUUAGAGUAAUUUAUCCUCCAGGGUCGGAUUGGAGAAAGUAUUACCGGGAGCUGCAUCAUUUUUCAAAGUUUCUAAUUAAUUGGCAGACUUACAAUAAAGCUUUCACGCUGAUUGGUUCCUGCAUUUAUGGCAUGACUCACAAAUCUCAGUAUGUGGUGUCUAGGCCUAGUACAAAAUAAUCAUCUUCAUUAUCGUAAUUCCUGUCGCAUAGUCUCGCUGCGGUAUUGAUAGCUCUUUCUCUUUAAUAACUAAAAUAUUUUUGAAGUCCGGCCCUUUGGUGGGUGAAAGCCAUACUCGAUCAUCCUUUUGUUGUCAUUGUAACUGUGAUGUAUUUAUCUAGAAAUAAAGUUUAACAGUAA
Messenger RNA from Hyalella azteca, 3532 nucleotides. Its product is annotated as ADP-ribosylation factor. Gene Ontology annotation, molecular function: GTPase activity; GTP binding. Gene Ontology annotation, biological process: intracellular protein transport; vesicle-mediated transport. The record is from RefSeq and is a predicted model, not a curated record. Gene Ontology annotation, cellular component: cytoplasm. The transcript has a single exon. NCBI's taxonomy places the organism in Eukaryota, Metazoa, Arthropoda, Malacostraca, Amphipoda, Hyalellidae. Bases 209 to 859 code for a protein of 216 amino acids.